Heterobasidion irregulare TC 32-1 is the source of this 1405-nucleotide messenger RNA. RefSeq lists its product as uncharacterized. The transcript has a single exon. The coding region runs from base 988 to 1329 and encodes 113 amino acids. Lineage: Eukaryota; Fungi; Basidiomycota; Agaricomycetes; Russulales; Bondarzewiaceae. The record is from RefSeq and is a predicted model, not a curated record.
GACCUCGAGCAAAUGCAUAUAUGCACACAUAGUACAGCUGUGAGCGACGCGCACCCGAAUGAAACAAAGGUAAGCAGCGACAAGCGCCAAAAAAGAACACCCGUGUUCGCAGAACGUCCGGCAAGAAAGAGAAAGCAUGAAAAGAUCGAACACGGGAAGAGAUACGAAUUUAGUGUGUGAGCGAGCGUCGGACUCGAAAGGCGAGUGGGGGUGGGAUGUGAUGGCAAUCGCAAGCUCCAAAAAGGAGCAUUUGCGAGCAGAAGUGGGAGACGAAGACGAAGGUGAAUAAGAAACAGACAGGGCACUGACACCCAUUUACAUACAAGCUCUCGAAACGAGCGAAUAAGACGAAUCGAACCAAAGCACCCUGAAGCAACUUCAACAUCGAACUGAGCAGAAAAAAAUAGGACCAAGAAAACGGUCCGAACACGCACACAACAUGUGCGCAGAAGCGAGGCAAAGCAGAGACUGCGACGCGAAAACAGAACAGAGAAAAAAAAACAGAUAUGGAGCACAAAUGGAGUAAUACACCACACUUGUACAGGUGUUUGUCGGUUGUUUGGCACAGCCCAUGCGGUCGGGCCGGCGGGUAGAACAGAGGCAAAGAGGCGUCAGAGGGACACGCUGAAAGAGACGGCCGUCCGUCCGUCCGUCCGCGCUUCGGGGAGAUGGGAGCAAGGUGGCGGCCAUAGAGCGACCGAGCAGAGCUGGGGUUGAAAGGUAGGAUGAUGUGAGGGGGAUGGAUGAGAGUGAUCAGUGAGAGGAGAAACGAGUGUACACGACCGCACGGUCGAAUUCCAGAUAGUCCUCUCCACCGGGUGAGUAGACUGGCGAGGAGAGGAGGGGUGACAAAGAGUUAGAGAUGGAAAGAAUGAGGGUGAGGGAAAACUUCAGCAGGGACAGGAUAGCACGAGCGGGUGGCGUUGCUUUCGAACCGCUUCGUGGACAGUGAGGCGCGAUGUAUGAGGAUAGAGAGUGUGUGAGUGUAUGUGUGUGAAGAGAAGAGACAGAGGCAGGGAAGCCGAGACAAGUACAAUUGAAGGAGAGUGGAGCGUGGCAUCCUGCGCCCUCGACCGACCGGCCAAACGAGCGAAAAAGAACCAGCGGCGAUCAAGGAUCGUGGAUGCUGCGGGUGUAAGUGAGAGAAGUCGAAAGCCAAGCACGAUGUACAGGGAGGAAACAGAGAGAAAAGAGUGUCAAAAUAACAAGCAUGCACAGCGAAGCAAGGACACUAGCGCCAGACCAGCCGGAAGGAGGAUGGAGCGAGAACGCGCGAGGUAUGGCACAGUGGAAGCGGACGGGUGGUUAAAAAAAGGCGAUAGUGUCUAAGUGGAGAAUCCGAGAUAUUCCUUGGUUUGUUCUUGAUGUAAGUAUGAUUCUUGCGUCGGCCUGUAGUAUGUAUAAA